AUGUCGCAACACCCUUGGGGAAAGUUGAUCAGCACAACCCCAAAUGGAGUAGAUGUAAUUUUGACAUCACCAGACACUCUUCUUGGCCGCACCACAUUGGGUACUAAAUAUGAUGAACCACGAAUAAGCCGACAACACUUUCACAUCAAAAAGACGAUAAUGAGUGACAGCACAGUGGUUAUCAUUCGGCCUGAAACAACAAUUGGGACAUAUAUCGAUCACACUGUUGUUGAACCUGGUGAUGAGGUUGUGUUGCUGCCAUACACAGAAGUCACUUUACUCCAUCCGAUGGACAAGCAUGCGUUAUCAUAUUGCUUUAUAAGCACUGCCGACAGUGAGUUGGACAGACUGUUUCUCGACAAGUACAAACCUUUGAAGUUUUUGGGGAAGGGGAGUUACGCGACUGUUCGUGAGGUCGAGGAGGUUUCAACUUCUUCGCACCUUGCAGUGAAAAUUGUGUCGCGCCCCGAGGAGAAUAACACUUUCCUCAAACGCGAAGAACAAAUUUUGGAGACCCUCGAACACCCCAAUUUAGUGCAAUGCCACGAAGUACUUUACACGAAGAGUCGAGUCUUUUUUGUGAUGGAAUUGGUCACUGGUGGAGACUUAUUUUCGUAUUUGUUUGGUGAUAAUGGCGUCGGGAAAGUGAGUGAGUCCCAAGCAAGAGAAGUCAUAUCACAGCUUUUGAGUGCAGUGAAAUACCUCCACGCAAAGAAGAUCUGUCAUCGCGACAUCAAACUUGAAAACGUUUUGUUGUGUGAAAAGAAUGCAAUACAAACAGUGAAGUUGACGGACUUUGGGUUGAGUCGAGUCGUCGACAUUACACAGAAAGCGCAAACAAAAGUCGGGAGUUUGGCGUAUUGUGCGCCCGAGAUACUUCGAGCUGAAGUCGCUGAAUAUGAUGGAAUGAAAGUAGACAUCUGGAGUCUUGGGGUUGUGUUCUAUUUGUUAGUCACUGGUGAAUAUCCCUUUGGUGAUGACACUUUGAACGACUUGCCUUCUAACAUCGUUCACGGUACCUUUGUUGAUGAGUCUCUUACAAAUAAGAUGUCAGAGGAAUUCAAUGAUUUGAUACACAACAUGCUUGUAAUAGACCCCGAAACCCGGUUUAAUGCCGAACAAUGUUUAUUGCACGAGUUCUUUGGCACAAAGCACCCAUCACAACUUGAGGAAUAA
Molecule: messenger RNA, 1176 nt
Organism: Entamoeba invadens IP1
Lineage: Eukaryota; Evosea; Mastigamoebida; Endamoebidae
Product: CBL-interacting serine/threonine protein kinase, putative
Exons: 1
Coding region: 1-1176 (391 amino acids)
Biological process (GO): mitotic DNA damage checkpoint signaling; protein phosphorylation
Cellular component (GO): cytoplasm; nucleus
Molecular function (GO): protein binding; protein serine/threonine kinase activity; ATP binding
Source: RefSeq, a predicted model, not a curated record